AUGGUCUGGGACUACUAUAAUGGCAAGAUUUUAUUCAUCACUGGCGGGACAGGAUUUGUAGGGACCACCCUCAUAUACCGACUUUUGACCAAGUCUACUCCAAAGCAUAUCUAUGUACUUUCUCGAGGCGGCUAUGUAAAGGCAAGGGCAAAAUGGCUGGCCAUGCUACCAACUGCAUUUGCCGACGUUCUUCUCAAAAGCGACUGCAUGACUAUUCUCGAUGGCGAAUUAGGAGAUACGGCAACAAUGAAUCUCUCUAAUGACGAGCUCCAGAUGCUGAAACGAAAAGUUCAUGUUAUCAUUCAUGCUGCAGCCUCAAUUGAGCUGAAGAACUCGCUCCGAGAACUGUCUUACACAGUCCUCGCGCCAACUUUGUGCUUGAUACAGUACGCUCUCAAGUUCGUCAAUCUUGAGCGCUUUGUCUUCCUCUCCACCGCCUAUGCCAAUGCUCAUUUAUGGAACACGAGUAAAUGCAUUGAUGUUGCAGUGGAGGAGAAAGUAUACCCGCUCGACGGUGCGACAAGCCCAUAUAAGAAUGCCAUGGAUGUGUGGAGCGAGGUGCUGAAGACAGGCUCAUCGGAUGAGUAUGAUGCUCAUGAUUUUCCUUGGCCAUACGCUUAUUCCAAGCACCUGGCUGAAAGACUCAUUCUGUUGAAGGCUGCCCAGAAAAGUGCUCUGGAUAAAAUUUUGAUCCUUCGCCCUUCCGUUGUCGGCCCAGCUGAUGAAUUUCCGUACCCGGGAUUUGCAACUUCCCACUCAACCCCGUCUACAGUCUGUGCAGCUGCUUAUGCGCUGCAUCCCGGCCGGAAGAUUCACCUUUCAACCCGUGUUGCAAAUCCUAGCGAGGAAGCCACUAUCGAUGAAGUUCCUGUCGAUGUGGUUGCCGAUCGGCUGCUCGUGCAUGUGGCCAUGGGCACAAGUGGUUGUGUUCAUGCAGUAAGUGGAGAGAAAGGUCGACUUCGCAUGCAAGACUGGUGGCAUGCAUUCAAAAGUGAGCGCCUCCUGCCUUGGAGUGUCAAGCCAGUCUGGUCAUCUGAUAGUUGGCACUCUCCGAAACUCCACAUCACUGCUCAGAUGUUCAAGAUUAUUGGGACUUCAUUUGCCUUUUCAGAGAAAAGAACUGAGGAAUUGGCAGAUAAGCUGAGUGAAGAAGAGACAGAACAUCUGAAACUGUUUGCUGAUCGCUCAAAGCCAUACUCUCACACCUUGGUUCAUCGAAGGCACCAUAUCACCCUCGUGGCGCGACAGAUCGCAAAGAAAAAGAAAUUGCCAGCAUGUCUAGUGAGGUUGCUGUGUCGGAAUGGAAAACCCCCGAUUUAUCUGAAUGAGAAAGUCAAGCGAUAA
Molecule: messenger RNA, 1344 nt
Organism: Penicillium taxi
Lineage: Eukaryota; Fungi; Ascomycota; Eurotiomycetes; Eurotiales; Aspergillaceae
Exons: 2
Coding region: 1-1344 (447 amino acids)
Biological process (GO): long-chain fatty-acyl-CoA metabolic process
Cellular component (GO): peroxisome
Molecular function (GO): alcohol-forming very long-chain fatty acyl-CoA reductase (NADP+) activity
Source: RefSeq, a predicted model, not a curated record